AUGACCCAACAGCUCCCCACCGAAUCAGCAUCGGGUACCAAGUGUCCCACUUCAUUAUUAACUAGCCGCCUGCCAGCCCCGGGCCCAAGCUCACGCUCUUCGGGCAAACAACCCGGCAAUGGGAGCGGACUAGACCCGGAGAACAUUUCCGGCUUCGACCUACCGGAUCCCAUGGACGACUUCAGUAAUGACGAUCUCCUUUUCUUCUCAUCGCUGUAUACACGGGGUGUGUCGCAAUCUACUGAAGACCUCUUGUGCUUUUCGCCGGCGUCGGCCUCGAAUACGCGGUCCUCGCCAACCGAGUCGUUUUCUGCAACUAUUCUGGGUGCGUUUGACAAGGCGGCUGAAUCUCCUGGAGGUCCUGACUACGCCUAUACUAGCAAGAUAACAAAACGCCAAGCCCAAAACCGCGAAGCACAGCGCCGCUUCCGCGAACGCCGCGAGCAAGAACGCAAUCACCUCCUAUCGCUGUUACAAAAGCUCUCAGCAGAAAAUAACCGCGUCUCUGCGCUUCUGGAUCAAACGCGAGAGAAGUACCUCACCCUCGAAGCGCGGACAAAGCAACUCCAGACCGAAGCCGAUAUCCUGAGACGCUGGCGGAGCGAGAUGAUGGACUCGAUGGCUGGGUUGAGCCUGGUUCACCAGAGGGAGCAGCUUGCGGAGGAGGUGCUUGAGGCUGUGGCAGGGAGUUGUUCGAAUGAGUGCUGGAGGCAGGGGAUUCGGCGGACGAGGGCGUUUAUUGUGCUGCAGACGCUUGCGGGGCUUUUUGCGGGGGUUGAGGAGGGGGGUGCGAAGGGGGUUCAGGGUUUAGUGGGCGUUGCGGAUACGGCGGGUCAGGUUAUGUAG
Molecule: messenger RNA, 846 nt
Organism: Aspergillus calidoustus
Lineage: Eukaryota; Fungi; Ascomycota; Eurotiomycetes; Eurotiales; Aspergillaceae
Source: the annotation of a GenBank genome assembly